Paramuricea clavata is the source of this 8596-nucleotide messenger RNA. The record is from the annotation of a GenBank genome assembly. Lineage: Eukaryota; Metazoa; Cnidaria; Anthozoa; Malacalcyonacea; Plexauridae.
AUAGAAAUGACAUAAAGACGCUUUUUUUGUCAUUCAAGAACAAUUUAUCAUAAAAAAAUGAUGUCGAUAUUGUGCCUUUAGUUUUAGACUGAAAAUCAAGCCAAGAUUAUUAAAAAGGUUAAUAUAUUUAUACUAUUCUUUGAAAAGGUACGGUUUAUGGCUUAUUUUGAUAUUGUAUGUGUGAUGUAUUGUAAUAUGACUGUAUGAAUGUAAAGUAAUGCCAAACAAAAUAAUAAUACUUAACUUUGUACAUCAGGCUUUCUAGUUGUUAUGGUUUUGAUAUAUCUUGUCAAAUACAGCUAUGAAACGAUUUUGAACUCAAUAGACAAUACAGUCAGACAGCUGUAUAUAUACAGGUUUGAGUUAUUUUGGCAAUGUCUUGGCCAAAUUAAUGACAAAAGAAAUUUAUAAUUAUGUGAUAUUUAUAAUGGCCGUUUGCUUUAUUCUUGUUUUAUUUGCGUGUGAAAAUAUAAAACAGCUGUCAACGUAAUAUAUGGUUGAAAAACUUUUACAUUACAUAAAUCUAAAGUUUAAUAUACUUCCGUUUCAAGCGAACACUUUCAUACUUUACAUGCUAAUAUUUGUUUCAUCUUUUACAGUAAAUAGUGAAUGUGUGUACCUAUUUUCAAGUGUUAUUAAAUAUAUACUCUGACUAUAAGUCUAUUGUAUAAAAUUGCUACAAACGGGUUUUCACUUUAUUUCAUCAAUAUACAAGUUAUGUAUUUUUGUAUUAAGCAUAUGCGAAAACCACUUGUGAAAACAAAGUCAGAUUUCUAGUACCUAACUGAAUUUUUAGAUUAUUAACAGCUCUGUCAAAAAUUCUAUUUCCAGAGUAAAAUAAUUAAAUGAUAGAAGAUUCAAGGUAGCACAACCAGGCUUUGCAAAAACAUAGAACCUAGUUAAGUUAAUCUGUUAAUCCUGUUAUCAUCAAUUAAGCUGGAAACUCUAACGUACACAUGUGCAGAAUGGACUGUGCCACAUCUUUAGUUUAACCCAUUAAGUUGCAUUGUACACCAAUUCGCCUUACUUUAUUAUUUUAUUUUAUCUAACGCCAGAUGAAUUUACUCAUCAAGGGGAGAGCACUGGUGCUCAACAGGUUAAUCUACCCAUGUGUCAGUAAACCCCUUAAGUUACACAUACUGCUCACAAACAUGCCCUACUUUAUCAUUUUACCCUGUCUAAUGUCAUAUAUUAUUUUACUCUCUUUAAUGCCUGAUGAUUUUACUUGUCAAGGGGAGAGUGCUGGUGCUCAAUGAGUUGAUGAGUGCAUACCUCACCUCGUUGAGGAUAUUCAGAAUGAUUUAUAUAUUUUAAAAAUUCAGAUCUGAACAAUGCAAACAGCGUCGCAAGUACCAGGUUCAGUGGGGUGGAUUGGACUCAUGAGUGACAAGACUUUUGAGUUUGCAUACAGUCCCCUGGAAUUUAUCAAGAACAAAACUAAAGAACAUCAAUCUCCUGUUUUUAAAGUUAGAAUUCUUAAUAAACCAACCAUAUUUUUGACCUCAAGUGAUGCUGUCAAAGAACUGUUACAAGGUAACUAUGCAUUUGCAGUACUUUUGGUAGAAAUUGAAAUUUGGUUAUUUCAGGUUAUAUAAUUUAUAAUUAUAGCAGUACAUGUUUUGUGUGACAUUAACUCAUUAAGUUUCUUAAAAGUCGGUACGGACACACUCUGCCAGUUGAGCUAUAAUGAAAUUUGAUGGCAAGUUGAGUUGCACAAGUGAAACAAAAAGUCUAUAUGUAUAUAUGUAUAUCUAUUAAGACGAAAACAAAACCGCACCAGUUUCCAAAAUUUAAGUGUCUCUAACCCAUCCUCUUCAGUUAAUUCUAAAUUAUAUCAUUUAUAAUUUCGUUUUCUUUUAUAGACCAGAAUCAAUGUUUUGAAAUGGGUUACAAAGACUUUGGGUAUAUGCAUUCCUUAUUUGGUGAUCUUGUGAUUUUCUUUAACGAAGAUGACAGUGUGUCGAGACUCAGAGGUCUUAUCCAUUCUCUGUUCAUUCCUCAAACAGAACAAACUGUUACAGAUGUUGUAAACAGAUCAUGUGAUCAUCAUUUUCCAAGUUUUGAACAACACAACUCCAUUGCCAUCUAUGAUCAUUUUAAACAGCUCACGACUGAAAUGUGUCUAAGUUUAUUUCUUGGCUUGGAUUGUAAGGAGGAAAUGAAGAAGAUUACUGCACUUACUAUCACUCAUUGGCAUGGUAAGUUGAUAACACAAUGCAGUGGAAUCCCACCUUACAACCACCCUGUUACUUAGUAUGGUCACCUUGUUAUUAUGACCACUUAUUUUUGUCUCUGGAAAAUGCCAAGACAAUGCAUUUUUUAAGCUACGUUUACACGCUGCAAUUUGUCUUGUACGAUUCGUAUUCUGGCGUAUGAAAUUUACUGCUGACGCCACAAUUCCUCUUCAUUCAGAUUAUGGCGAAAUUUGAAAUGCAACCGCUUUACAUGUGCUUAUUCGAUUACAUAUGCUAGAAUAUGGAUCAUACACAACACAUUGCAGCGUCUAAACAUAGCUUUUUAAUUGAAGAAUACCCUGUUAAUACAGCUACCCCAUUAUGGCCAAAUUUUUCAGCCCGUUCUUGACUGUAUUAACAGGGUUCCACUGUACAUUAAUUAUCACCCUCAGUUAUAUAUACCAACAUUAUAUUUUCUUCUUACAAAUGAAACUUUUUUUAUUUUGGUACCUCUCUCUAAUUCAAGUACCUUCUCUCUAAUUCAAGUACCUCUCUCUCAAAUUCAGGUGUAUCUCUCUAAUUGCUGAACCAGUGUCAGAUGCCUUUCUCUAAUUCAUGAACCUCUCUCUAACUCAUGGGCAGCCAUUUCUAAUUUUGGAAAGAAUUUCUCUCUUCUGGGACACCUCUUUAAUUCACAUACCACUCUCUCUAAUUCAGAUAUCUCUGUCUAAUUCAAUCACGUCUCGCUAAUUCAGGUAUUUCCCUCUAGUUCAGAUCGCUCUCUCUAAUCCAGAUACAUUAUCGCCCGCAUUUUUAAAAUUUUGAUACAAUACCCCUCUCUAGUUCAAAUACCUCUCCCUUUCCUUCUAAUUUUGGCACAUCUUUCUAAUUUGGGUUCCUCUCUCUAAUUCAGAUACCCCUCCCUAUAUUAUAUGCCUGUCUCUAAUUCAGGCACCUCAUACCCUUCUCGAACUCAGUUGUCUGAAUUAAUUAAAAUAAUUCUUUCUAAAUCAGAAUACUUUUUGAAAUGAUUUCUAACACAUACUUGCUUUGCCAACAAAAGCAUCGUAAUAUUUUAUGAUGUCUAAAUACUCUUUCUCUUCUAGGUUUAAUAUCUGUUCCAAUAAAUUUAAAAAUUGGUAACUACACAUCGGGUUAUGCUUUGGCCAUGGAAGCACAGGUAUUGGACUAACAGUCAGCUUAACAUGGUAACAUGAAUGAUAAUUAUUUCAUUAUGAAAUGUUUUGAUUUUUAUAGGGUCAUUUGCUUGAGGUCAUAAAGGAACGAUUACCACUAAGUAAAAAUUGGUAGGUAAUUUUUGGUAAAGCUUUGAUUUUGUAUUUUAUCAAACUUUUAUGGAAAUUGACCUGAACUAUUGUACUUUUCAUGUUAAUAGUUUCCUGAGGACAAUGAGCGAUGCUGGUUUUCGUAACAUUGAUGAACUUAGCAGACAUAUGUUGCUGUUUGUAUCUGCUUUGGUACCUAAAGCAUUGUCUUCCUUGCUGACCUCAUGUUGCCUUGAGCUUGCUAAACCACAUAAUGUGAGUACUUUAAUGAACCAAAUUAAUUAUUGUAUUAAAUCCAUUAGUGCAAAAGAUUCUUGAUGAUUAAAAUCGUCUGGCGUUAGACAGAGUAAAAUAAUGAAGUUGAGAGCUUCUUUAUAUUGAGUUAUUUUGCAAGGUUUUGUCAUCUGAGCACUGGUGGUUCAGUGGUAGAAUUCUCGCCUGCCACGCGGGAGGCCCGGGUUCGAUUCCCGGCCAGUGCAUCUCUUUUCAUUUUUUGUUUUACCCGAUUUAUUUCUCUUUUUUUUCUUUAAAGUAUUACUACGAUUUAGCGUUCUACAACCUUAAAAUGUGAUAAAAUUUUUUCCCAAUAUUUUUUACUGACGGGAAACUACUAAAAGUGACACAAAAUAAGGAAACUGGCAUUAGUUUUUGUCGUACCCAUACCUCUAGCAGUCGGGAAACGUGCGCGGCCUGUUGUCGAGGGCGGGAAGAAAGAGGGUACUAUUGAGGCAGAACGAUCAUGCGGGUUUAAAAUUGACCUUUUCAACAAUAUCUGCGCCAUCGUAAAUCGUCAUGCAGUGUGGUUCAGCGAAAAUAAAAAGGCACUAUAAAUUUAUUGUAAAAAUCAUACAAGAAACAAAAUAUUUGAAUUCCCUCCUAAAUAGGUUUUCAGAAAGUAAUUUAUAUUAACCAUGGGUCAUGCCCAUGGCAUACAGUUUUAAACAAAAUUUAACUGACCCUUAGCUUUUGUUCAUGGGCUAACUGGUGUGUCCUAACUAUGGCUAUGCCGUAAAUAAUAGUAAAUAUGGCACUGUUGUGCCCUAAUCGUUACUUUUACAUCCUUUCAGAAUGCUCGGCGUUUACGAGCUACUACAGAUGACGAGUACUUACAUAACGUAUUACUUGAAGUACAACGACUUUGGCCACCAUUCCUUGGGGGACGAAGAAUUGCUAAAAAGGUAGGAGGAAUUGUAAUGGGUUGGGGGGGGGGGGACGGAGGUGGUGAUGGGGAAUGGAUUAAGUUUUGGGUAAGAGGUGAACUUAGAAUAUAUCAAAAUUUAACCGGACUUUUGUCCUAAAUUUUGCGGGUGGUAUGGAUGUACACUGUGUUUUUCUUUUUAGAGCGUAGUCCUGGACGGAUUUCAAAUUCCCAAAGGUUACUCGGUGGCAUAUUUGACACGGAAUGCUAAUAUGGAUCCGACUGUGUUUAAAGAACCGCACAAAUUUCUGCCUGAACGCUGGGAAGCGAGGUAAGUAACCGGUGUCGAUCAUUCGUUUGUGAUGUUUUCAACAUUGCAAACAAUAUGUGAACAGCUUUCUGAACACGGAAUGGCUAAUUACUCUUGGGUAAAUAUUUGUAAGGAUUUUUGGGGGCUUCUCACUUGAUAUAACUAUAAAUUGUUGGACGGAUUUGUAGGUGGGCAUUUCGAAUGCCAGAGGGCCUAUAGUUUUUUUGCCUAUAGUUUUUUUUGCAUUUUUUUGCAACGGCUCCUGUUAGGCGAGGUCUCCUCUCUCUUCCUCGGGUUAGUUAGCCGAUAGUUGCGUUAAUUGCUCUUGGUCUUCUUUCGUAGUGACGCACCCGCAAGAUCGCGUGUUUUCACGUUCGGUUAUGGACCAAGGAAUUGUAUUGGACAGCAUUGUAUAGGACGCAUAAUACGCGUGAGUAUUGCCUUACUCUACUUCGAUAAACUGGGAUGCUUGAAUCGAAAUAUGAUGUGAUAAUUACCUCCGUUAUUUUUGACUCACGGAUGUGGCGAAGCAACAAUAUCUGUGAGUCUUUGUAGUUACUUGAGUGUGGGUCAGUUAAACAAUGGGAAAUGACCAGCCUGCUUUGCGCGCACUGUUUGCCUGCGAAUCGGGCCUUUCAGAACCGCGUUCGUUCUUUUGAUUUGCUAAAAUUCGCAUGGUUCCCGGUUUGUAAAAACAACUGCAAACUGCUCCAAUUCUUUCUGUCACUUUCAUUUGAUCUCAUCCGUGAGUCUGCCUCAACGGCCUUGGAUGUCACCUUGGUUUGUACGCAGGCCUCGAAUUUCCCUGAAAUCAAUCGACGGCAAUGGCGUUAAAAAUUGCCGUAGAACGUAACAGCUGUCUACGGCAAUUUUGGCAGUUUCCACGGCAUUUUUCAAAUUACUGUAAUAAAACUUUAAUUUUAUUGUUACUUUGGAUUUUUGACAAGUUAGAAACAUGUCUACGUAUUUCUUUAGUGUUUUUUUUUUCGAAGAAAACUGAGACUAAAAAAGUGAUUUACGCAUGAUUUGAUCAACAUCUGAAUUCAAGUAUCAAAGUAGUAAUAUGCACAGUGAAUAGUAUAAAAAUUGCACUAUACGGCAAAAAAUUGCCGUCGUUGCCGCAAUGAUCCACGGCAUUUUUUUCUCCCUCUGCGGCAAUUGCCGCGAUAAAAUUCGAGCCCUGUUUGUAUGUGUGAUUGUCUUUCAGCAGGAUGGCAUGUUAAGAGGGUUUUAUCUCUUCUACAGGCCAUAAUGAAAAGAUUACUGAAUGAAUAUAGUUGGGAGUUGGACAGUGAUCAAGACUUGACAUACAAAUGGCUACCAGUGUCGAGACCAAAAUAUGAUGUCAAAGCAAAAUUCAGAAAGAAGACAGGCAGUGAGUAGUUACUUAAGGUAGGACAUUAUGUAAAGGGAAAGCAUGGUGUGUGCUGCGCGUGCGCCAGAAAUUUUACUUCAGUGUCAUUUGUAUUUAGAGGCAUGUUCGUAUUUAAGGGCAUGUUCCCGGGACGAGCUGCGAGGUGGGAUGAUUUUGAUUGUAUUAGCCAUUCCAAAGUUGAUGAGUGGACUGGGGACGAGUGUUAAAAAGUGUCCAAAUUAAGAAAUGAACCAAAUCACUAAAAAGAGCACCUCAAAAUUAGUAAGUAUACAAAGUUUGAAGACGUUUACAUGAAUACCCUUCAAAUAACAAGCUUUUGAAAAUCGCGAUAUUUACUAUGAAAUGUAUUGUAAUUCGUGUUUUUGGGACGCGCGUCCCCAAAACAAUCUUUUAAUCAGUAAUUUCACAAUUUUCGAAAGCUUAUUAUUCGAAGGGUAUUCAUGUAAACGUAUUCAAACUUUGUGUACUUACUAAUUUUGAGGUGGUCUUUUUAGUGAUUUGGUUCAUUUCUUAAUUUGGGCACUUUUUAACAUUCGUCCCCAGUCCACUCAUCAACUUCGGAAUGGCUAAUUGAAUUCAACAAAACUACAAUUUUCUAGUGAUAGAUUAUUGUAUAAUUGUAAACGCUAGGUAGUUCAAGCAGGGAUGAUAAUCUUCUUGAACUACGAGAUAUUCCCGCCAACAUUUGAGUUCUUUUAACUGGCGUUUGAACUUUCGUUUAAGCGUAUAGUGAUUUAAUUCAACACAUCAAAUCAUCCCGCCUAUAACAUUCCGUCCCGACCAUGUAAAGUAGCCCCCUAAAUAUUGUCAUUCAUUUUUAUUUGAAAUGAGAAAUAUGUAAAUCAUUGUAAAUCAUACAAGUCCCUGGUGGACAGCAUAUAAUGAGACGCAUGGAUACAUAUUGCUACUCUAACGGGUGUAAAAAUUAUGCUAAUUAACGUAAUAAUUUAACUAGUCAUGAUUGAAAAAUUUUAAUAUUUAUUUUCUGGUUUGAAAGCGCGGUAGGAAUAUUCUGUAAAAGUUACAAUUCCAAAAAUGUAUUUAUCACAAUCAGAUCAUUAUGAUACUAAGACUAUUAAUCUAUACAUGCUACAUUUCUCUCUAAGAAUAACUGUAUCAAAUAACCUGGAAAAACAUGACUGGUCACCAAUCUUUGGUUAGGAUAUGUAUAGUCUUUUAAAGUCUCUAAUGGCCGAGCGAAAAUGACUCUGGGAACGAGAAUGAUAAAAAUCUAACCCUUCAUUUAUUAUGUUAGUCCCCCCUUGAAUUUGCCAAAGUAUUUUGCAGGCAAAGAUUGCCAGACGUUAAAACUUGCGUUCACAAAUAUUAUGGGUCUUACAGAUAUGCUUUUAGUAAAUUUUGAUUGGCCAGAAUUGUUUUCAACUAUGGGUAUAUUUGAUACUGCUAUUCGUAACCCACAUUAAUUACCAUAUAUACUGGGUACAAUUAUUUAAUUUUUUAACUACAAGGAUAGAAUUAAAAUAUCAAUUCAAGUAAUAACAUAUACAAUAACAAGAAUAUAAUGUGAAUUCCUCAAUUGUAAAAUGCUAUGACAUAUAAAAGAAAUUAUUACCAGACCGUAGUUCUCCCAUUAUACUAACUACCAUAUAAAUAUCAUAAGAUCACAAAAUUUCUAACAAAUAAAAUAAAUUGCCAAAACAAAAGUAGGAUAGAUAUAAGUUAGUGUAAAAAAUCAUACAUAAAUAAUUUUGAAUAUAUGAUGAUUGUAUAUGAAUAAUUGUUGUAAAACGCCCUAUGCCUAACUAGCCUUACUGUUUGACAGCAUUUAUUGGUAUAUUCAUGCAUGCAUAAAUAGCCAUAAUAGCGAAAAGUAAGAAGUGUGACACAUGCAAGAAAUUUUGAUAUGACCUGCUUGUAAACCGUCUAUAUGGACAGAAUAUAAGCUGUUAUUUCGAGUUGAUAGUGGCAUAGACGUUUCAUGUACAUUCAGCGAUUUGACAAGUUUUGGUAUGCGUGCGACGAACGCAGCGCACAAUUCGUGUAAAUGCAUAAUUUGAUUAACCUAUUUAGUGUUUUUUGCUUUCCUAAUAUUUCAAAAUGCGACACCUACGGAUACUACAUUCAAAUGACACCAUAAAAUUGUGGCCAACUACCAAUUCCUAUGGAUUUCGCGGAAACACACGUAUGGGUUUUCUUACCAUGGUACUCCAAUGGACCUUUAACCUUAUAACUAAAAUUUUGAUCUAGACAAAAAUUUCAUCACAGCUUGAAAGAGCAUCACAAAAUUAGUAAUAUUCCAAAGUUUCGUUACGAAAUGUUGUAAAAUGCGGAUAAUAUAGCCCUGCGAAGUUU